Panicum hallii is the source of this 1813-nucleotide messenger RNA. Its product is annotated as cinnamoyl-CoA reductase-like SNL6. Gene Ontology annotation, biological process: steroid biosynthetic process. Lineage: Eukaryota; Viridiplantae; Streptophyta; Magnoliopsida; Poales; Poaceae. Gene Ontology annotation, molecular function: 3-beta-hydroxy-Delta5-steroid dehydrogenase (NAD+) activity. The record is from RefSeq and is a predicted model, not a curated record. The coding region runs from base 317 to 1432 and encodes 371 amino acids. The transcript has 5 exons.
AGCAAGCCUCGGCCGUGCCGGGCCGAGCGGAAGAGCAGAGGCGAGCGAGCAGUCCACGGUUCAGCGGCUGACCACGCGGGCCGCGGCCGGCCGCAGCGCACACAAGCCUACCUACCCAAAUCCUUCCCCCCGCGCGCGACAAGAGCUCAGCGAGAGCGAGUGCCCUCAUCCAUCGCCCUAUUUAUCCACCACGCCCCCCCACCCUGCGCUGCGCGCACCCACCCCACCUGCGAAAACGCUCGCGAACCACUCCACCAACGCCAAGGCAGGGUCCGAGGCGGAUCGGCAGGCCCCGCGGAUACGCGCGCGCGCGAGCAUGGGCGUCCUGCGGAGCACGCAGGGCCUGCAGGCGGAGGUGGACGCGCUGCGCGCCGCGCUCCUGGCCGGCGGCGGGCACGGCGCCGCGGCCGGGUGGCGCCGCUCGGCGGGCGCCAAGCGCGCCCCGGGCGCCGCCGGCGGGGCGGAGGCGCGCGCCGUGUGCGUCACGGGCGGCAUCUCCUUCGUCGGCUUCGCCGUGGUCGACCGCCUCCUCCGCCACGGCUACACCGUCCGCCUCGCGCUCGAGACGCAAGAGGACAUGGACAAGCUGCGGGAGAUGGAGAUGUUCGGCGAGGACGGCAGGGACGGGGUGUGGACGGUGAUGGCCAACGUCAUGGACCCGGAGAGCCUCCGCUGCGCCUUCGACGGGUGCGCCGGCGUGUUCCACACCUCCGCCUUCGUGGACCCAGGGGGCAUCUCCGGCUACACGAAACACAUGGCAAGGUUAGAGGCCCAAGCAGCGGAGCGGGUGAUCGAAGCGUGCGUGAGGACAGAGUCCGUCAGGAAAUGCGUCUUCACCUCUUCACUGCUGGCAUGCGUGUGGAGGCAGAACUACCCCCAUGACCGGCGGUUCCCCACCAUCAUCGAUGAGAACUGCUGGAGCGACGAGAGCUUCUGCCGCGACAACAAGCUGUGGUUCGCACUUGGCAAGACGGCAGCGGAGAAGGCGGCGUGGAGGGCAGCCCGGGGGCGAGACCUGAAGCUGGUCACCAUCUGCCCCGGGCUCGUCACCGGCCCGGGGUUCCGCCGCCGCAACUCCACUGCGUCCAUCGCCUACCUCAAAGGCGCUCGUGCCAUGCUCUCCGACGGCCUGCUCGCCACGGCGAACGUGGAGACGGUGGCGGAGGCGCACGUCCGCGCGUACGAGGCGAUGGGCGACAACACCGCGGGCGGGCGGUACAUCUGCUACGACCACGUGGUCCAGCGGCCCGAGGAGUUCGACGAGCUGGAGCGCCAGCUGGGGCUGCCGGGCGGCGCCGCGGCCGCGGCCGCGCGGGGCGCCGGCGACGACCGGCCGGCCAGGUUCGAGCUCUGCAAGCGGAAGCUGGCCAGGCUCAUGUCCUCCAGGAGGAGGUGCACGUACGACACCUACUACUCCGUCGCGUUUGAUUAGCCAAGGCUCUGUCUGCAAGCAGGGCUAGGCUGGCUGCUGAUGCAAAGUAUCAAGGCAGAUUUCCUGGGUUUGCCCUGACUGACGGGCGAUACCGCUGGUGCUACUGAUGAGCAACGAUCGCAGCAAGGGUUGGCUGCACCGACCUGCAUUCGGUGGUCCGUUUUGCUUGACGAGGGGAGCAAUAGCUAGAUUGCUAGAGCUCGUUGCUCUCAACUUUUCCUUGUGGAUAGGAAGGAGCAGAGAGCUCGGAUGAGAGUGUGUGCAAUGAUGUACUACUAGUGAGGCCAGGUGCAAUCUUGUACUGCGGCUAUCUUUCACCCACACGACCGCACAGCAAACUUUGUACAGGUCACUCACUGCCAAAAAAAACAGAUUGCACAA